ACGUUUAGUUGCAGAAAAAAUCGCGGCAACAACAGAGAAAAAAGUAAAAAGAAAGCUGUCAUUUGUACCAAAACAGAAAUAAUAAACGACACAGCUACAGCUUUUUUUGGCUAUGGAAACGGAGAGUCUGCUGCAGGAAAAUGAUACUUCAAAGCAUGGAGUCAAGAAAUUCAAAUUACAGAAUAAACACAAAAAUGAUGAUGAUGCUGAUCAUGAAAAAUUAAAUGGGAAAGCUGAAACCUCGGGGAAUAGUUUAAGUAAUAACAAUGGAACAGAUCAUUCAUUGUGUCAAAAUAGGUCAGUAUUGUCCCAGAUAUUGAACUCGAAGGAAGGAGCUGUACCUCAGGCUGAAAAAAGUAUCAAAACAAUGCUUCCACAAAAUUUGAUAUCACCUAAUGUUAGUCAAAUGAACCAAUCAAUGCAGAUGUCAACAAUGCCUCCUGUGUUAGCCUCUCAAAUGAUUAAUUUAAGCCAAAUAACUAAUGAAGCUUACCAAUCACCAAUGAUGAUGUCAAAUGGAUCACCUAUGAUUCCAGUGCAUCCAAUAUUGCAACAGAUUCAGACCCUAAAUGGAUUGUAUCCAACUAACGGUUUAGUUGUACAGCAGACACCAAAACCACCUACAGUCGAUCUAACUGAACAGGAAGAAAUUGGAAAAAUGAAGGAUGAUGGGCUUGAAGAAAGUGUCAGUACUGAAGUAUUUUCAAAAUAUGUCCACAGAGAGAUUGUACCAGGGUGUAUGCCCCACCCAGGGGAUAUUGUAGAGGCUGGACCUCUUGCAGAAUUACUACCUCCAGACCCUGACUAUCCAGUUGUUGAAGGUAUAACAUCUGAGAUAGUUGCUACUGGAAAACUCAGUAGUUUACAGAUAGAAGGGGUACUAUAUGCAUGUCAGAGACAUCAGAUGAUUUUGAAUAACGGUCAGCGAGCUGGAUUCUUUAUUGGGGAUGCUGCAGGUGUUGGUAAAGGAAGACAGAUAGCAGGUAUUAUUCUUGACAACUUCUCAAGGAAAAGAACAAAACACAUAUGGUUUACUAUUUCUUCUGAUCUAAUUGUGGAUGCUCGAAGAGACCUGACAGAUUUAGGAUGUCAUAUUAGAGUUAUAGAUGGGUGUCAAGAAUUGGACAAGGAAACAAGAGUUCUUGGUUUACCUGCCGAUUUUAAAGAAGGAGUUGUAUUUAGUACUUAUGCAACUUUAGUUUCAUCAGUACAGCGUGGAGGAGUUUUCAGUACAUCUAAACAUAGUAGAAUACAGCAGCUUGUGAACUGGUGUGGCGGGGAUAAAUUUGAUGGCUGUCUUAUUUUUGAUGAAUGUCACAAAGCAAAGAACUUUGUUCCUGGAAAAGAACAGAACAGUACUAAAGUGGCUUUAUCUGUAGCUACUAUACAGAGGUUACUUCCAAAAGCGAGAGUUGUAUACUGUAGUGCUACUGGUGUCACAGAUGUUAAAAACAUGGCAUUUAUGGAGAGACUUGGAUUGUGGGGAGAGGGAGCACCAUUUAAAACAUUUGAAGGGUUCCUGGAUACUGUACACAAGAAAGGUCUAGGUAUGGCAGAGAUGCUGGCAAUGGAGAUGAAGAUGUCAGGAAUGUAUAUCUCCAGAGGACUUAGUUAUAAGCAGGCUGAGUUUAUGACAGUAGAAGCACCACUGACCACUGAACAGAAGAAGAUGUAUGAUGUAGCUGCUAAAGUGUGGAAUGAAUUGAGAAAGGCAUUGGAGAGUGCCAGUAGAAGAUGUAAUAGUAGUAACAAUAGAUUAUGGGUACAGUAUUGGUCAGCUCAUCAGAGAUUCUUUAAACAACUUUGCAUGGGAAUGAAGGUACCAGCCAUUGUUAAAGAGGCAAAGGAAUCAUUAGAUGCAGGUUCCUGUGUUGUCAUUGGACUACAGACUACUGGAGAGGCUAGUUUAGACAGUGAACUGACAAAGAAAGGAAGUUUGAUUGGAUUUAUGUCGUUAUGUAGAGAAAUCCUCACAAGGUUUAUAAAUCAGUACUUUCCUGUCAUGAUUGAAACUAAGAUUGGAGGUGUUGAACCUAUACAGGUUGAUGAAUGGAGCAAAACAGCUAAAGGAAUGUUACUGGGAUUUGCUGAGCAAAUAAGCCUUCCAGACAGUCCUCUGGAUGAAAUAAUUGAUAAAUUAGGAGGGCCUAGCUGUGUUGCUGAGAUGACAGGAAGAAAGGGGAGAAUUGUAAGACAUAGGCCUACAGACACGCCUAAGUAUGAACAAAGAUCAGCAGAUAUUGAUGCUUAUGGAGGGGUUGAUAGUCUAAAUGUACAGGAGAGAAACCAGUUUAUGGAAGGGAAAAAGUUAGUGGCCAUUAUAUCAGAUGCUGCCAGUACAGGUAUUUCUCUUCAUGCUGACAAGAGAGUAGCAAACCAAUGUCGACGCGUGCACUUGACAGUAGAGUUACCCUGGAGUGCUGACAAGGCUGUCCAGCAACUGGGUCGAUCUCAUAGGUCAAACCAGUCAAGUGGUCCAAUAUAUAAACUGCUGACCACCGAUUUAGGAGGAGAAAGAAGAUUUGCUGCUUCUGUUGCCAGACGACUACAGUCUAUGGGUGCCUUGACAAAGGGAGAUAGAAGGGCAGCAACUGGAGCUGAUUUGGGAGAAUUUAAUUAUGACACACCAUAUGGUAGAAAUUCAUUGAGAAUAAUGUAUCAGCAUAUAUGUUCUAAAAAGCUAGUUCCUGGAAUUGAUUUACAUGAGAUUACAGAAAAGUAUAAUUUUGAACAGUUUCUACCUCUAGUACAGGAAAGUUUAGUACUGAUGGGCUUAGCUGAUAUAGAAAAUAUAAAACUAGGUGUAGCUUUAAAAGAUUCAGAUGCUGGAGAUGUGUCAAAGUUCCUCAAUAGAAUACUGGGAUUAUCUGUGGAAAAACAAAAUCUAAUGUUCAAUUAUUUCACAGAGGUUUUAAAACUUACAAUACAGAAUGCAAGAAAAGAGGGAAGGUACAAUGAAGGUAUGUUAGACAUCACAGCUUCAUCAGUAGAGAUGAUUGGAGAACCAAAAGAAAUAUUCAGUGAACUAAACAAAAGUCAUACAAAAACCAGAUUGAUAGAAUUGAACAUAGAUCGUGGAAUGAGUUGGGAUAUGGCGGUGACAAGGUUAGAAAAUCACACAGGUCCACAUGAUGGUUUCUACAUAUCCAAGAGGGACAUGUGGGGCAGGAAACUAUGUAUUUUGGCAACACGGAAGGAAACCUCAUCUCAUCUUUUUAGAAUAUCAAGGCCUAACACUGGACUAUCUAUGUUUGAGGAAGAAAAAGCAGAGUUAAUGCACAAGUAUGUCCCACUUGCAAAAGACAAAGCAGAGAAAUUAUGGAAAGAAUUAUAUAGCCAGUCAAAGGAACAGUGUAUACAUGGUAAAUCUUGUAAACACAGCAAAACAUGUAGAGUGGGAAGUAGAUGUUACAGAAUGCACCUACUAUGUGGAAGUAUUGUGUCACACAUGACAUUAUUGGAAGCCACUCUAAAUAAAUUUGCUGUAAAACUUAAUCUCAGUAAAUCUGAAGCCACAAUACGGGUUGUUAGAGUAAAACUGAAUAAUGGUGAAAGAGUGGUAGGGGUCCGCUAUCCAGAAGUUUUAGUCAGACAGGUUGAGAAAGUUUUAACAGAACAGAACAGGAUACAAGCUCAUAUGAUAGCACAGGACGACCAAUUGAAACUCAGCCACUUCUUUUCAAGUCAAAGUUCUCCAGUAAGGUCGAGUUCACAGCAAUCUGGUCUGGAUAAAACUCCAAGUUCACAACCAGACAUAACUUCAAGUCCAAGUGUAGCUACUGACAUUAGAAUAAAAACUGAACCUGGAUUAGAUGUAGCACAGUCGCCAUCAACAAAACAGAAACUAUCUGACAGAAUUUCUCUCAGAUUCAUCACAGAACCUAUUACCCCUGUAUGUUUAAAGUCACAGCGUAAGGCAUUCCGUCCUCCAGUUACAAUAAGGAGUUUUUUCAAACCAUCCGUAACUACAUCUUUAGGUGGAUGUAUUGAUAAUUCUAAAAAGAGUUGUUCAGAAAAAACAAACAUCUCGGAAUCUCAGGGAAAAUCAAAUGUCAUCAGGAAAAAUAUAAAUAUACUUGAAAGUCAAAAAGAUAAGUCUAAUGACCACUUAAACAAAAUGCCAAAGGAAAAAUACUGUGUUCUUGUUUGUACUAGCAGUGGAAAAGGUGAAGUGAGAAACCAUCACAUGUCUCAAGAUUUACCAGAGAUUUACAAUAGAGUGAAGGAAUCUAAAUUUGAUAUAGAGGAAAGCAUAGAUGUUCAUGGAAUAAAGGAAACAGAAGAAAAGCUGGCAGAACUCUGCAAAACAGAAGAAAUAAGAGAGCAUGAUUGUCCUGAGACGGCAACGAUUCUUUCUACAGUAACCCAAGUCACUAUAUCUGUUGAUGGAUGUGAUAGCUGCAAAAAGAAGGGUUGUGAAGGAAAAGGAAUAGAUAGAAAAAUUGAAACAAAAGGAAAGAAACGUAAAUCAUCAACUCCUGUGAUGCCUACUAGUAAGCGACGUAAACAGUCUUCCAUUAUGAACAGUUUUGCAAAGUCUGCAUGUAAAAAAGAGGAAAGUAUACAGAAAGAGAAAACAUGUCCAAUUUGUCAGAAAAAGUUUGAUUCAGGAACUUCAAAUGAUGAAAUUAAUGAACACAUUGAUAACUGUUUGAUUGAAUAACAUAAUUAUUCUUAGAAAUUUGGAUAAGGGGCAGCAUAUUUUGGUAUGUUUUGAAAAGUUUGUCUUCUUUAUUGUUUCGGUAAAGGAAUGACCUCUUAAAGGGGUUUCAUACAAUAUUACUGUUUAGUUAAAUCAUGAAUAGUUUUUUUUAGGGCAUGAAAAUGAAAAUAAUGAUAACCAGGGCAAAUAUCAGUGCAGUAUACUAGUUAUGGAGAAAAAGAAUAGUGUAUCAUAAGUCCUUUUUUGUAUAGUGCUUAGAGAAGGUUAGUUUGUCAAAACGAUACAAACCAAAUCAAAUCAAGCAAAAAAAAUGUUAUUGUUGUUUCAAGGAAAUAAAUAGGUGGAAAAGUUAUUACUUUACAUAAGAAUUCUCAUUCCAUCUGUCCAAACAUGCAAAACAGUCAAUUUUGUAUUUUUACUUACCCUACCUUUUAUAUGUUUAGUGCUUAAGGAAACAUGGUGCUAUUUUAUAAGUAUUUUUUUUAACAAUGCUGUAUAUUAUAAUAUUACCUUUUUAUUCUGUAUAAAUGUUUUUUUUUAAAUCUUCCUGUAUGCUAGUUAUUGUGGAUAAUAUCAAAAUUCUGUGUUGCAAGUUACUGUGGUAUUUAUGGCUUCUAUAUGGCUUCAUUUUCUAACAAGGAUAUUUUUACUACAUGGCCAGUUGAACUUAACAAUAUAACAAUACUUAAUCCAUAUAAACUUGUAUCCAUAUGGAUAAUAAAACUUUCUCUGUAACUUAAAUACUAAAAAGUAGAAAACAGCUUUAAUCGUUAUCAGAUAACAUAUUAUUAUAAUCUCUUUGGAAUGUGUAUGAAAUUGAAAGUAAUUUGAAAAAGCUUUUUGAAUCUUUUUGGGUAGGGUGGACUGCUUAAAUCUAGAGCAAGCCCUGAAUUAGGUGAAACAAAAAUGUUAUGCCACACUAAUUAUAUAACUGUUAAAACAUUACCAUAUAUUUAUGUAGGAGUUGUUGAAUAUAGCGUGUUUUAGCCUUUUUUCUGUACGAAUAAGGAUGUUGAAAAGUAGUGAUAUUAAAUAAAGGUUUGUGUAAAGACUAUAUAUUUACCCUGUCACCCAGUUUGUUAUCAUGAAGAAAACUUUAAUUGUUUUGAAAAAAAAAUGCCUGCAUGUUUUUUCAUUCACAUUUCAGUAAGUCAUAAAUCAUUAAGAUUUAUUUGUAAUUGAUGUAACCCCAUUUUUAAAAAAUUACUUCAUGGUUACACUAUUAACGUGAAGCUGCAUUAAAUUUUAUCUGCUGAAUUAAUUUUUGGAAUAGUAUUCACCUUUACAUUAUAUCUGUUCAUUUGCACAAAAAAUCUGUCUACAAGAGAUAAUGUACAAUUUUAUAGAUUUUAAAACAAAUAAAUUUUUUUUUUUUA
Messenger RNA from Mytilus californianus (California mussel), 6039 nucleotides. RefSeq lists its product as uncharacterized. NCBI's taxonomy places the organism in Eukaryota, Metazoa, Mollusca, Bivalvia, Mytilida, Mytilidae. Gene Ontology annotation, biological process: regulation of DNA-templated transcription. The record is from RefSeq and is a predicted model, not a curated record. Bases 113 to 4663 code for a protein of 1516 amino acids. Gene Ontology annotation, molecular function: histone binding; chromatin DNA binding. The transcript has 32 exons. Gene Ontology annotation, cellular component: nucleus.